This is a messenger RNA of Zingiber officinale, 1458 nucleotides long. RefSeq lists its product as uncharacterized. The record is from RefSeq and is a predicted model, not a curated record. The transcript has 4 exons. Gene Ontology annotation, molecular function: nucleic acid binding; RNA-DNA hybrid ribonuclease activity. Lineage: Eukaryota; Viridiplantae; Streptophyta; Magnoliopsida; Zingiberales; Zingiberaceae. Gene Ontology annotation, biological process: DNA integration. The coding region runs from base 1 to 1458 and encodes 485 amino acids.
AUGGGGGCGGUAUUAGUGAAAGAGCAAGACAAUGUACAGCGGCCAGUGUAUUUUUUCAGUUAUCUAUUAAAGAGAUCUGAAUCUCGAUACACAACUAUAGAAAAGUUGGUCUAUGGAUUAGUGCUUAUGGCUCAGCGUCUAAGGCCUUAUUUUCUGGCGCAUCCCAUCACGAUCUUGACCAACAACACUAUGGGUAAAGCUCUGACCAAUGUUGAAGUCGCUGGUCGGCUUAUUAAAUGGGCGACCGAAUUGGGGGAGUACAAUAUCACUUAUCAACCUCGCACAGCUAUCAAAGCACAAGCCCUGGCUGAUUUCUUGACCGAGCUGGCCGUGCGAUUGAACUUCAGGGCCACUAAUAACGAAACAGAGUAUGAAGCUCUAUUGGCAGGCCUACAAGCAGCCCGACACGUAGGAGCUGCCCGAGUCAUUAUUUAUUCAGACUCCCAAUUAGUGACUCAACAAGUAACUGGCAACUUUGAAAUCAACUGUGACAAGUUGCAAUUAUACCGGGAAGCCUAUGAGAAGAUGAAAGAAGAGUUCAAGGAGGUCACAGUCAGCAAAAUUCCGAGAGCAGAAAAUAGCAGGGCUGACAAGUUAGCCAAAAUGGCCAGUUCUUUGACCACCCGGGUACUGGAUAGGUCAAUAGCACAGACCUUUCUCAUAACCCAGAUAGAUUUGCAAAAUAACCAGAAUGAGAUUAUUGAUUGGAGAGCACCUAUGAUUAGUUAUCUUCAACAAAGUGCCUUACCGACAGACCUGAAGCAGUCACGACUGAUCAGGAAAAAGGCCUAUGCCUACACCAUGGUAGGAGACCAAUUGUACAAGCGAGUAUUCUCCAGGCCUUUACUCAAAUGUAUAAGCGUAGAAGAGGCGGAUCAGGUCCUACGAGAGAUGCAUCUGGGGUGCUAUGGCAGUCAUGCCGGAGGGCGAACGUUAGCUUGUAAGUGGGGUAUGGACAUUGUCGAUCCUUUCCCUAUGACAUCCGGUCAAAAGCGAUUCUUACUGGUGGUCGUGGAUUACUUUUCCAAGUGGGCGAAAGCCGAAGCUCUGGCCAGGAUUACUGAGGGAGCAGUUAUUCAAUUUUUAUGGAGGAACAUUUUGUAUAGAUUCGACAUACCCCAUAAGCUGGUAUCGGAUAAUGGAAGGCAAUUUCAAGAUCGGAAGAUCCAGAUCGAGGUUAUCAAUCGAGAAAUUGUACGAGGACUUAAAGUGAAGUUGGAUCAUGUCGGAGGAGAUUGGGUGGAGGAGCUGCAAAGUGUUCUCUGGACGUAUCGUACGACACCUCGGGAAAGCACAAGUCUUACUCCAUUCCACCUGGUCUACGGUAGUGAGGCAGUCAUGCCUGUGGAGGUCGGGGUGCCUUCAAUUAGAAGAAUGUUAUAUGACGAGGAGAACGCCGAGCGACGACUGGCAGAGCUAGAUCUCAUUAUUGAAAUUCGUGAACAAACAGCAGCCUGA